Messenger RNA from Monoraphidium neglectum, 1233 nucleotides. RefSeq lists its product as hypothetical. The transcript is spliced from 5 exons. Gene Ontology annotation, biological process: response to singlet oxygen; singlet oxygen-mediated programmed cell death. Gene Ontology annotation, cellular component: thylakoid membrane. The coding region runs from base 1 to 1233 and encodes 410 amino acids. Lineage: Eukaryota; Viridiplantae; Chlorophyta; Chlorophyceae; Sphaeropleales; Selenastraceae. The record is from RefSeq and is a predicted model, not a curated record.
AUGGCUACCUCAGACUUCUCUGGAACCUCGCCGGCUGCAUGGCUGGCCGCGGGCGGGGCCGCGGCGGCAUCGUCUCCUCUCGUCGCCGACGCGCUGCUCGCCGCGCCCCAGCCGCGCACCUACCGCGAGCUGUACCCCGAGCUGCUGCGCGCCACCCAGCUCAUCGGCAUGUGGAUCGCCGGCGGCGGCGCGGGACCCAGGGGAUGCCUGUAUCGCUUCGCAUUUGAGGAGGACUGCGUGCGCGUCGACCAGCUGGCACCGGCCAAGUGCUUCCACCGCAGCCCCCCGGUAAAGGAGCUGUUCCGCCUCGGCCCGGGCCACCCCCAGCACACCUUCAGCAUCAUCGAGGGCGCCGCCGGCGGCGCCGCCAGCAGCUCUUCAAGCCGCAGCUGCCUCGUCCGGGAGCAGCGGCGCGCGCCGCGCCGGGGCAGCAGCGCCGCCGCCGAGGCUGCCGCCGCGGUCGCGGCCGGCGGUGGCCACAGCGCCGCGUCGCUGGGCAGCAGCCCGCCGUCGAGCUUCAACUUUGAGCAGUCGGGCGGCGGCAGCGGCGGCAGCAGCGGCGGGAGCGGCUCCGCGCCGCCGCCGCUGCUGCACCACUUCACGCGCCUGCCGGUGCCCGUGCCGACGCGGCAGCACCCCCUGGCGGGCCUGUGGUCGGCGCUGUAUGGGCCGCACGGGCUGGAGGUCCUGAGAAUUGAAUACGAUUUCACCGGCAGCGCCGCAGUCAUCAAGGCCACCAAGGUCCUGGGUGACCCCAACGUGCCGGCCGGCCAGGUGUCCUGGAUGUGCUCCGCCGCCCCAGUCCCGCAGCCCUGGGCGGACGAGGAGGCGGCCAUCAUAUCCCGCCGCGGGUGGUACGCCAACAUGGCUGAGGUGGCGCAGCAGCACUGGGACAUGAACCACCAGGAGGGGGAGGAGCAGCAGGGGGAGCAGCAGGAACAGGAGAUGGGGCAGGGGCAAGAGCAGGAGCAGGAGGGGCAGCCGCCAGAGGGCCCCGCGGUCGCCCAGCAGCAGGAUCAGCAGCAGCAACUGCAGCAGCAGCAGCCGCAGGAGCGCCACCAGCCGAAGCGCGUCGUGGCAUGCCACAAGGGGCGCGGCCGCGUCGCGGGCACCGGCUUUGCGGACCCAUCCUGGGUGGAGGGGCGGCUGUUUGUGUAUGCAGAUGGGACGUGCGGCUUUUUGUGGACGGACGAGUACGGGUUCCUCAUCGAUUUGGAGCGCAUGGACUGCUGA